This is a messenger RNA of Melampsora larici-populina 98AG31, 1452 nucleotides long. RefSeq lists its product as uncharacterized. Bases 1 to 1452 code for a protein of 483 amino acids. The record is from RefSeq and is a predicted model, not a curated record. The transcript has 4 exons. Lineage: Eukaryota; Fungi; Basidiomycota; Pucciniomycetes; Pucciniales; Melampsoraceae.
AUGGAAGGAACUUCAGGUUCCAACAGUGGGACAGGUAACAACAGUGGAGGCAACGAAGCUGCAGAGCCUGAAAGAGAUGCUAUUAUGGAUCAGCUUGAUAGGGAAGAGCCUGGCCUGAAUUUUGAGCAAGCUGUUGCUGUGCAGAUUGCCAAGGAGAGGGAAGCCAAGCGUAGACAGCAACAGCGCAAAAACGAUGCUGAAGAACUGCGUGCCCGGAAAGAGCCCUCAGAUAGUCUCAAGCUGGUUGGCCUGACCUCUGCUGUUCAAGAGUGGGCUAGGGCCUUGCUUGGUCUUCCUCGUCAAUCCGCCACUCGAUCGUCAACCAAUAUCUCUGCCGCUGUCCUACUUGCACGCCACCUUCCUGACGAGCCAACUACUGAAGAGGUUGAGAAGUGGGCCAACUAUGCUGACGAAAGGACAAAAUAUUUAGAAGUCAACAUUCAAAAAAAGAUGGACGAGCGCCUCAAAAAUAACCCCUCAGCAAAUGAUUCUGUCAAGCAUCAAAUGACUAUUGUAGUGUCAAAAGAAGCUGCUAUUAUGUUUCGUCAAGCUUUUCCCCCUCCUAAAUUUAUCUCACGUGUUGCCCAUAAUACUGCCUCAAUUACCACCUAUGAUGCUACUCGUUUAGGAUGUGCUGAAGCUAAAUUUGCUGGCUGUGGUUUCUCUCGAAUUUCUUUCCAAUGGACCGGUCCUCCUAAAACUCCUUGGAACAUGGCCAUGUUAGACAACUUAGUUACUAGCUGGUUAGAUUGUUAUAAUGCUCGAGGUGUACCUUCUGGAUUCCCGAUCGACACAAGCCUCAAUAUUCCACUUGAAACUAGAGAGAUACUUUCCCGCUGGGUAUCAAAUAAGCGCAGAGUCUAUCGAGAGGAGGUAAAGGACAAGAAGUUGGUGUCUACCGAAGGAGGCAGUGAGAAGCUUGUCCGCAAGAAACUUUCAGAGAGGGAGAAAGCAGCUUUGAAAGCUAUUAGAAAAAAGCUUUGUGACAAACGGGCUGCAGCAGUAGAGCCCUACUUUCGUCAAUUCACAGGUCCACUCAGGGUCCUGCUCAACUGUGAAGAGGUGCAUUCUGAGACUGAAAUGGACCCAGAGAGGCCAGGGAAGUUCAGGAAGAUCAAGCUCAACUGGAGGACCCCCCAGCUUGAUGAGUUGAUUAAACUGGCUGAUGACGCAGCUCCCAAAAGGGAGAGUACCCAAAACAAAAAAGAUAGAUUGAAAGAGUUUUUCCAAUCCAGAGGAGCGUAUUCGCCAAAUGUUCCUGACGCUGAAGAUCAACUUCCUCCUAAGGCUCUUCCAAAAUGCCUCAUCAAGCCGGAAAUACUGACUGAAGGGAUUGAUGAGAUUACAAUUGAUAGUUUGGAGUUGUCUGACAAAGCAGUUGAUCUCAAAUCGGCUAUUGAGCUUUUGAAGAAGAAGCUUGCAAAAAGCAACUCCAUGGCGGUUUCUACCUAG